AUGCAUAUUGAUAGAUCUCUUGGGAAAGCCAGACGUCACGCGCGCAAUUGCACCACAAGGGAGUGUCGCGUGGCCCAAGCCUUGCAUUGGUUUGACCCCAACACCUUCUAUCAACGAUUAAAUUGGCUCCUCAAGAAGCCUGGAGGAGUUUUUGCAGCUUGGUGCUACAUUUUGCCUAAGGUGAAUGAAGCUGUGGAUUCCAUAUUGGCGAAUUUAUAUACAACCUCUGAGCAUUUUUGGGCCUCUGAGCAUUUUUGGGCCUCUGAGUAUAGAACUUUGGAGUUCCCAUUCGAGCCUGUAGAGGGAGAAGAGCAUACAGGGCCAUUUGUGUUUGAAGGAACUAGAGAGAUGGAUCUGGAGGCAUUUUUUACAUGGAUUAGAACAUGGUCGGCCUAUCAAACGGCUCAUAAGGGCGGAGUUGAGCUCCUCAGUGAAGAAGUGGUGAAGAAGUUUGAGCAAGCGUGGAAAAAUAGUGUUCGGUAUCCAAUUUUCCUCCAAAUAGGACGGAGACCAAUGUGA
Molecule: messenger RNA, 519 nt
Organism: Amborella trichopoda
Lineage: Eukaryota; Viridiplantae; Streptophyta; Magnoliopsida; Amborellales; Amborellaceae
Source: RefSeq, a predicted model, not a curated record